Penicillium canariense is the source of this 2751-nucleotide messenger RNA. RefSeq names its product protein kinase family protein. NCBI's taxonomy places the organism in Eukaryota, Fungi, Ascomycota, Eurotiomycetes, Eurotiales, Aspergillaceae. Gene Ontology annotation, cellular component: cytoplasm. The record is from RefSeq and is a predicted model, not a curated record. Gene Ontology annotation, molecular function: ATP binding; protein kinase activity. Gene Ontology annotation, biological process: signal transduction; protein phosphorylation. The transcript has a single exon. The coding region runs from base 1 to 2751 and encodes 916 amino acids.
AUGGCCAUCUCCCUUGCCCACAGCUCCUAUAGCCCGACGCGGCUGGGUCUCCCUCCCGACGAAAAGGGGCCUCAGCAGAAACAGAGCAUGUGGCAUCGACUGGGCCUGCGACGAUGGCUGGGCCGCGACGAUCGAGACGCUUCUCCCGGCGAGAGGGACCGUCAAUCUUCCUUCCCCCACAACCUGCCUUCCCACCACUCCCACCACCAUCCCCGGGCCUCCUCCGCCGACGACUUCCCGCACGCCAAGCACGAUAACUUGACCCGCCGCCUCUCCCGCAAGGUCGGCGUUGGCCUGCCCCGAUCCACCACUUUUAAACGACAAAUUUCCGAGCGUCGGGAUCGCCUGGCCCCCUUAGAAUCCGACCACCGUCGUGCCCAGUCCGCCGACCGGCACCCGCUAAGCGCCCAAAGAACCAGAACCAGAACCCUGUCUCCACCGCCAGCCGUGGGCCCGCGACUCUCCGCGCCAGAGGUUCAGUGGCUCGGCCCGACGCCCGCAUCCACGGUCGACGAGGCCGCCGAAACCACCAACGAUGAGAGCGAACUCCGCGUCGACUGGGAGAAUCCUUCGUAUCCGGACGUAACGACUGCACCCUCGGAGGUCGAGAAGGAGGCAGACCCGGAAGCGGAGACGCCGGUGUCGACCCCGGCCCCUGUGCAGGACGACCUCGAGAUGGAGCUGGAGCGGCGAUGGAUCCUUAAUCUGAGCAUGCACUUCCGAGACAACUCAGGGCGGGAGAAGUUCUUUGUCACCUACGCGGAAAGUCCCACAAAAUGGCGCCGGGUGACCAUCUCUAUGGACUAUCGCGGUGCACCGCCUGACUCACUCGAACGAGACCUGGAGGAACUGCGGUACCAGCGUGACAAGUGCGCCCGAAUAUACGAGUCAAUCCGCGAAUCACUUGCGGAAAUCCAGUUCUACGAUACCGUGACCAACCUCAAAGUUGAGACCCUCGACGGCCGCCUCCACGUUCACGUCACGGAAGAUGUCAACGAGACGAUCCCGUACCCCCCAAUAUCCAGUAUCCGACAUCUGCGAGGGGCCCGAUGCGUGCCCGAGCACCUCCUACACUUCGAUUCCCAUCUAUCAGGUUUUGUCUAUAAGGUACAGCUGGGUGGACGUGCCUAUAUCAAAAAGGAAAUCCCGGGCCCGGACACAGUGGACGAGUUCCUGUACGAGAUCAAUGCUCUCCACGCCCUGAAUGGCGCCCCAAACGUGAUCCACGUGGAAGGAAUCGUGGUUGACGAUCAGCAGGAGGUAGUCAAGGGCCUGCUGAUCAGCUACGCUGAACAAGGUGCGCUGGUUGAUAUGCUUUACGAGCAGCGCGGACAGAUCUCGUUUGCCAGACGAGAGCGAUGGGCCAAACAGAUCGUCCAGGGUCUCUGUGAGAUCCACGAGUCGGGCUACGUCCAGGGUGACUUCACAUUAUCGAACAUCGUAGUGGAUGCUAAUGACGAUGCGCAUAUCAUUGAUAUCAACCGCAGAGGCUGCCCGGUCGGGUGGGAGCCGCCCGAGAUUGCCGCAAAGAUCGAGAGCAACCAGCGAAUAUCCAUGUAUAUUGGGGUCAAGACAGAUCUUUACCAGCUUGGCAUGACGCUGUGGGCAUUGGCGACGGGAGAAGAUGAGCCUGAGCGGCAACCCCGUCCUCUGGUUCUUGGAUAUGAUGUGGAAGUGCCAAAUUACUAUAGGCGGCUAGUCGAAGUCUGCCUCAGUCCGACGCCCCGACACAGAUUAGGGGCGAAGGAGCUUCUCCAUUUUUUCCCACGCGAUCUGCUUUCACGAAGGCCUCCACCGAUCAACCGAAUCCCAGUCGCUCACGACAAUGAUUCCACGUCCAUUGCCACAAAAAGCAACGGCCUUCAUCCUCUUCCUUCAACAGAAGCACCCUAUCAGUACCGCCUCAAGGACUCCUUUGAGCAAGAACCGCCAAAAACACAGGGCGAUAGCCUGCCACGGCCUCUCUUCGCAGACACUCAUGAUGAAGGGAAACAAUCAACUCUCACUCUUACGGAGUCAAAUGGAGAUGCCGACUUUGCUCCGCAUCAUUCGUCUGCAUCUACCUUGAAUCAUGAUGAGCCCCAUGGCAUGGACCAGGAUCGGGAUCACAGCCAGUACUCCUUUGACAAUCCAGAGUCGAACUCGGUCACAGAGCACAAAGUACAGAAUGCUGUGCCAGCUUUUUGGGCCAACACUAUCGGUAGUGGCUGCGGUCCAAAUGUACCAGAACAGCACCCGCCCUUGGAGCCAUCUACCAGCCAAGACAAAUUGAUUGCGGCUGAACCUGCUCGGUCAGUGUCGGGGAUUUCGGCUAUCGAGAAGGAUGUACCGUCAUGCACUGAGAAACAUGUCAGCUUUGAGCCUCAACCAAAUGGGCAUUCCUAUUCAACGACCUCGCUUCUUCUUUCGACGCUGCCAAUUAACCCUGCCCACGGCAUCUCGAAGUGCAGAUCCUUCUCAUCGGUUCCCAAGGAAAGACAGACUCGUAACGAGGCGGGUCGCCUUGGCUCCGUAUCCUCCCUCGCCGAGUCCCAACUGCCCAUCAAUCCUGCUCUAGGGCUUUCUCAUCGCUGGUCUUUGCCUGCCAUCCCAAAGAACACCCCAUCCCAAACACCUCCCGCUGCUACUGCUGCUGCUGCUGCUGCUGUUGCUGAGUCCGAAUCAAUUCGUCAAACCCUUACCACCUUCCUCUCUGAAUCUCGACUCCCCAUCAAUCCGACCUUCAGAGAACGCCUCACCAACCUUCCUUGA